AUGGCGCGCAGUGCAGCCAAGACUCAGAACGCCGCAGCCAGGAACAGGCCUUGGCCACAAUUACCCAACGCCGGAGACUGCUUGGGGAGGCGCCUGGUCCAUAGCAAUGCAUCCGAGUUUGAAGUGAGAACCUGGACAGAGAUCCAGGAGCCCUGUGGGAGCCGGGCCUCGGACGCCUGCACCCAAAUCCCCCAGAUCUUUCUGUCCCUGCUCCCUGGGCACAGGUCAGGUUUGACCCAUGGCAACACCCAAUUCCACCAGACCAGGGUGUGCAAAGGCCUCCCAGCCGAGCUCCAGGAUGGGUCACAGCCCGCCCUGCAGCACCUUAGCUCCCCCGCCUCUAACAAGGCCAGCCGCCUGCGCUCUCUGACCCUCCCAGCGGCCCAGCUUCCUCCAGCUGCAGAGGUGGGCAGCCCUAUCUUCCUGCAUGAGCAGGUCGGGCAGGACAGUCCUGUGUACCCUGGAGGGUGGAACAGACUGGCCCCGCCAGAGGGCCCGGGGCAGUGCCCGCUGAGGACGCGCCCCGGCGAGCGCCGCGUGCACGUGGCGCGAUCCCCGGCCAGACCGGCCCGGCACCCGCCCCCUUCGUCUCCCCCAAGCCGGUCCCCGGCCCCCGCCGGUUCCUCCUCGGCCCCGCGGCCGCCGUGCGUAAGGAGUGACGCAGUGCCGCCCGCCUCGCGCCCCGCCCGCCCCGCGCCUCCGCCGCUGCCGCCGCCACGAUCCGGCCGGGCUCCAGGGGCCGCUAACGGUCCCGCGCCCCUCGGCGUCCGCGCCCCCGCCCGGCGCCCCCCGCCCGGCCGAGCCGGCGCCGGCGGGGCUGGCGCGAUGGGGGCGGCGGAGCCGCUGCGCUCGGUGCUGUGGGUGAAGCGGCAGCGCUGCGCGGUGAGCUUGGACCCUGCGCGGGGGUUGCUGCGCUGGUGGCCGAGCCCGGGGCCCGGAACCAGCGUCCCCGGUGCGGAUGCCUGCUCUGUGCCUGUUUCUGAGAUCAUCACCGUUGAGGAAACAGACAGUCGUGGGAAAGACUACAGCAGUGGAAAAUGGCAGAAAAUCGAAAAGCCUCACGCUUUCACAGUGCACCGAGUGAGGAGAGCCCGGCGCCACCGCUGGAAGUGUGCCCAGGUGACUUUCUGCUGCGCCGACGAACAGCUGUGUCACCUGUGGCUACAGACCCUCCGGGAGCAGCUUGAGAAGCUGACAUGUAGACCAAAGCAUUUACUAGUGUUUAUCAACCCAUUUGGAGGGAAAGGACAAGGCAAACGGAUCUACGAACGGAAGGUGGCGCCAUUAUUCACGCUGGCCUCCAUCACCACUGACGUCAUCGUUACUGAACACGCCAACCAUGCCGAGGAGAGUUUAUAUGAGAUGAAUAUAGAUAAAUAUGACGGAGUCGUCUGUGUCGGUGGAGACGGCAUGUUCAGCGAGGUCCUGCACGGCCUGAUCGGCAGGACGCAGAGGAGCGCAGGCGUGGACCCGAACCAGCCGCGGGUGGCCCUGGUGCCCAGUGCCCUGCGCAUUGGCAUAAUCCCGGCAGGGUCAACAGAUUGUGUGUGUUACUCAACGGUUGGCAUCAACGACGCAGAAACAUCGGCCCUGCACAUCAUCGUGGGGGACUCGCUGUCCAUGGACGUGUCCUCCGUGCACCACAGCGGGGCGCUGCUGCGGUACUCGGUGUCGUUGCUGGGCUACGGCUUCUACGGCGACAUCAUCAAGGACAGCGAGAAGAAGAGGUGGAUGGGUCUCAUCAGAUACGACUUCUCAGGCUUGAAGACCUUCCUGUCACAUCACUGCUAUGAAGGGACCGUGUCUUUCCUGCCGGCACAGCACACAGUGGGGUCUCCAAGAGAUAGGAAACCAUGCCGGGCAGGAUGCUUUGUGUGCAGGCAAAGCCGGCAGCAGCUGGAGGAGGAGCAGAAGAAGUCGCUGUACGGCUUAGAGAACACAGACGAGGUGGAGGAGUGGAAAGUCGUCUGCGGGAAGUUCCUGGCCAUCAACGCCACGAACAUGUCCUGUGCGUGUCCCCGGAGCCCCAGGGGCCUCUCCCCAGCUGCCCACUUGGGAGAUGGGUCCUCAGACCUCAUUCUCAUCCGGAAAUGCUCCAGGUUCAACUUCCUGAGGUUUCUCGUCCGGCACACCAACCAGCACGACCAGUUUGACUUCGCUUUUGUUGAAGUUUAUCGCAUCAAGAAAUUCCAGUUUGUGUCGAAGCACGUGGAGGACGAUGACAGUGACGUCGGCGAGCGGGGGAAGCAGCGCUUUGGGCACAUCUGCAGUCACCACCCCUCGUGCUGCUGCACCGUCUCCAACAGUUCCUGGAACUGCGACGGGGAGGUCCUGAACAGCUCGGCCAUCGAAGUGAGGGUCCACUGCCAGCUGGUCCGGCUCUUCGCACGAGGAAUCGAAGAGAAUUCGAAGCAGGAGUUUUGCGGCUAAGGCGCUGUCGUGGACCACCCGCCAGAUUCUCACUGUCCUCAGAAGUGUGAAAACCAAGGAAAUAUUGCAGACCAAUUAUGUGGAUACAUGCGGUUACAUUUAGAAAUUUAUUUUUGAUAGUUAAAUCUUGAUUUUAGAAAGGAUACCUUCUGUCAAGUUUUGUGAACGCAUUGGCAUUUUCAGUUUUGUGUGAAUCUUGGGGUUGCAUUUCACAGAACUUACGCUCGGCAAACAGCAACUGUUGAUUUGGGGGCUUCUUCUAUGUUAACAGCACAGACAGCGCAGAGUUUAAAACUGCCCCUUAGUGGCCCCAUUGCAAUAAUCUUAGGGGUGAUAAAUAGGAGUGUUCCCCAUCCAGGCGGCACCACCUGGACACAAGGUGUUCACUCUGAUCCACGCUGGGAGACCGCGGCAGUCGCUCGUGGACAGGCUGUGGAAAGCAGCCACGCUGUGUUGCCUCAUCUUACCUUCAUCCGAGCUCACUUAGGGUCCUCACUGGAUCCCUCCUGCUGUGCAACUACAAUGCAACGUCACCCUGCUUCCUUCAGGCAGCCCCACACGGGACCAUUUCCAAGAGAAGGGCACGGAGCCGGAAGUCCUCCUGUCACGCUCACCGCGCGCUUCCAUUGCGUGGUGCUCCUGAGGCAGCCCGGCUGGUGGCAGGAGCAGGUCGUGAGCUCUGGAACAGGCAGCACGCCCAGCACCAGCACACGUUUCACCGUUUUCAAGUUACGAUGCCGGUGCUUUGUGGCGACACAGAGUAGGUGGCCUAGCUGGGAUUCCCAAGGGACAUGGACAGAAGCUGGCGUGUAGUAAGUUCACUUUGUGAAUUCUCUGUAAACUUCAGACCCUGCCCCUGGGGGGCUCCACAUACCAGGGGUUAUGUUGGUGCAGCCCUCGAGUCUCUACGCGUGGUCCAGGUUUUCUUCUUACCUUCACAUUUAUUCCUAUGUAGUUAUUGAAGUUUUCUCCUUUUCAAGCAGAAUAGUACGUAGGUGUCGUCACCGUUAGUCUGAGUUUGCUGCCUGCUGUGGGGCUGGCUGCGGCGCCCGGAUCCUGUGCAGGCGCCCCCUCCCCGGCGGCCCUGGCCCUGUGGUGUUUGCACUCCAGGCCGAGGGAAGAACAGUUCUGUCUGCGAUACAAGAUGCAGCUUAACUUGUGAUUCGUGAAGAGAGGGAGCACGCGCGUUACAGGAGGCGAUUCUACACGGUGUAGCCUCAUGACGGGCUCUCACUUCAUGUAGGUUCAGUUAGUCUUUUUAGCUUUUGACAAACAUCAUGUAUUUUUAGAAUUCACUGGCGCCGACUUAUAUUUUGAAGUAUAUGUGAAAUUACCUAUUUCAUCUUGCAGUCCUACCCAGUCAGACAAAAGGGCAGCUGUAACAGUGGGGUUUUUUUAGUAGACCACAUUAUGAAAAAAUUGUGGGUGGAUGAAAAGUCUGGUGUAAAAAGUAGAUACACACAGGCCGCCUGUAUUCUUAAUGUUUGCUCCUGGGUGCGAAGAAACCAAAGAUGAGGACUGGCAGCUCCAUGGAGCCUGGUGGGCCCUGCUGGUGAGGCGCUCGUGGGGGAGGGGUGUCCCUAGCCCCUCCCUACCACUGUGUGGAGUCUUGCUGCGUCACAGGGUCUCCCCAGUCAGUCCUCGGGCUUUGUCUUCCCUGAUCAACAUUUCCAGUGCACUAGUCCGCCUGGAAAUCCACUGCCACUUGUAGAAAAACAGUCCAGGCCAGGGAGUGAGCAUUUCCUGUUGGACCAGAACCCCAGCCACGCCCCGUGGUUCCCAAAUGGCUCUGGCAGUGUGGCCCGACUGCAUGCUGACAUUGCAAACCUGGGAAGUGUUCUUGGAGAUUAUGUGAUGGUGGAUGGCCGAGAGCCUGAUAACCUGCAUGGGAUGGAAGUACCUUCCCCACGCAGGAAGUUCAGGCUGCCACGAAGACUCUAGAUGGAGCGACCACAACACCUGCACACUGGGGUUUUAAGAAAAAUUAUCAGAACGCCUGGCUACGUAGUGAAAACUUAAGCUCACUUACAAGGGUUAGUCUGUUUUAACUUCCUUUGCUCACUGGCGCAGACACGAUGAGGCAGCAGUUAUGCUCUGACCUUAUUCCUGCUUAUUCUAGUUACGAAGUGACGUACCGCCCGUCGCUGGGCAACCGGUGUGACUGUCCCUCCGCUCUGUGUCACUGGAAUAUGGCUGGAAGGGUCACUUAAUUUCCUUUCUAAUCUUGCUGGUUUCAAGAUUGGAAAAUGACCUAUUUGUUCUGAUAUGUUUGAGAAGACACAAAUAAAGUUACUUUGGACAGAA
Messenger RNA from Rhinolophus ferrumequinum (greater horseshoe bat), 4734 nucleotides. RefSeq names its product ceramide kinase (gene CERK). Lineage: Eukaryota; Metazoa; Chordata; Mammalia; Chiroptera; Rhinolophidae. The transcript is spliced from 17 exons. Bases 1 to 2430 code for a protein of 809 amino acids. Gene Ontology annotation, molecular function: kinase activity. The record is from RefSeq and is a predicted model, not a curated record.